This is a messenger RNA of Photinus pyralis (common eastern firefly), 1833 nucleotides long. Its product is annotated as spermine oxidase-like. The record is from RefSeq and is a predicted model, not a curated record. The transcript is spliced from 4 exons. Lineage: Eukaryota; Metazoa; Arthropoda; Insecta; Coleoptera; Lampyridae. Gene Ontology annotation, molecular function: polyamine oxidase activity. Bases 1 to 1404 code for a protein of 467 amino acids.
AUGCGCGCCAUACUUUUCGCGACGAUUUACCUUAGCGCCCUUUCGUUCAUCGAUUUCACUAACGAUACUCGAAUUGUGAUUAUUGGUGCUGGAGCGGCGGGAAUUGCUGCUGCAUCACGAUUAUAUAAAAACGGCUUUACAAACAUCAAAAUUUUGGAAGCGAGUAAUCGGAUUGGCGGCCGGAUUCACAGCGUGCAAUUAGGCGAACACUUUAUCGAUUUGGGUGCGGAAUGGUGUCAUGGAGAGAAUUUAGUAUACGAAAUGGUGAAGAACCUACAAAUGUUGACCGAUGAUGCAUCUUCGUCGCUGGUGUACCAUUCGCGAUUGAAACGUAUGGAUGUCGAAUUUUUACCAAAAUUAUACAAGAUAUAUGACUUCGGUUUUAAAGGCAACCAUUCGAAGGAUAAAAAUCUUGCUUGGGAGAGCAAAGAGGAACUGGCGCUAGUGGAGGAAUGCCUAGAUUUGCUUCAGAGGCACGUGGAAACAGUUUUCGCUGUGUUUUCUUGGUUGAAACUGGCACAUAAAAGUGAUUUGAAGCCAACUGAAGGAAACAACUACCUCGGUUGGAAUGGAUUGGGUUAUAAAACCAUUCUAGAGAUUUUGAUGGGGGAUGCUCCCGUUCAAGAUAGUAUCUUCUUAAAUAAAAGAGUUGGUCGAAUUUAUUUAACCCCACGCAAGGCUCGAGUGAAAUGCACAGACGGAAGUUCCCACAUCGCCGAUCACGUAAUUUGGACACCGUCACUUGGUGUACUAAAACGUCAUUACAGUACACUAUUCCGCCCAAAACUGUCCAAAAGGAAGAUUCGGUCAAUUCAAUCUUUGGGUUAUGACGCUAUUGCGAAAAUUUUCUUACAUUUCCCUCACAAAUGGUGGAAUGCUGAUUUUGGCGGUGCAGAAUUCGUAUGGAACAAGGAAGAUUUGCAGAAUUCUGCACACGAAUUUCCAGAGGGACCUAAACUAGGUAACCUAUCAUGGACGACACGAAUUUUGAGUAUCUUUCCAAAUCAAAAGAAUCCUAACGUUCUUUCGGCGUGGUACAGCGGGGAAUUGGUGCCGGAAAUUGAAAAAUUAACCGAUGACACAAUCAUAGAUGGUCUUAUGCACAUAUUGCCUCAAUUCCUAGCAGACGAGUACCCCAACAUAACCCGUCCCGAUAGGAUAUUAAGGAAGAGUUGGUAUGCUGAUCCCCAUUUUUACGGAACGUACUCAUUUGAAAGUGUAGAAUCCCAAAAGCUUGGUGAAUCUCAGGCCGCUGUACUAUCGGAACCAAUUGUCACAAAGACGGGGAAGUCGAUCCUUUUGUUUGCAGGAGAAGCAACCAGUCAAUUUUAUUUUUCGACUGUUCACGGCGCAAUAGAGACAGGAUUUCGAGAAGCAGAUCGAAUCAUUAAUUUAUAUAAAUGAAUUUAUCCAGGCUAUAGAUUCCCAGUUUUGUCACAAUCGGUAGUGAAAAUAUAAUAACGCAAAAGAUGCAAAAAAAAUAACGGAACGAGCUUUAACUACGAACCGAAGUCAAAAGAUGUAAAAACAUUUCAACACCACUGCGCCACACGGACCGGCUACCGGUAAUUAUACUUACCUAAUUGACCGGGUUAAAAUUUCUUAAUUCAAAAGACCAGUAAUACGACCUACUUUUCUUGCAAUCACCGGUCAAGUACCGUACUCGUUUAAUCCUGGUUUGCAGAGGGACGUUUCCAAUGAAUGGUGAGUUUACAGUAGAGUUGUCGCAUCUUAAUAAGGAGUCUGACCAACAAUGGGUCAGGUUUAACUAGCUACUCCUUCGUUAAACUACCCAACCCCUUCAUUGCAUAUUCUACUGAAAAUGGGUUACCA